Molecule: messenger RNA, 2602 nt
Organism: Marmota flaviventris (yellow-bellied marmot)
Lineage: Eukaryota; Metazoa; Chordata; Mammalia; Rodentia; Sciuridae
Gene: Fstl4
Product: follistatin like 4
Biological process (GO): multicellular organism development; regulation of BMP signaling pathway; cell differentiation
Cellular component (GO): extracellular region
Molecular function (GO): protein binding; calcium ion binding
Source: RefSeq, a predicted model, not a curated record
CGGGCGCACCCUAUCUCCCGCUUGAGUCCGGCCCCCUGGUCGUCCCCUCGGCCCCGGCUGCCUCAGACUGAACAAAAUGAAACCAGGAAGCUUUUGGCUGCAUCUUACACUGCUUGGGUUCUCCCUGCCAGCUGCGCUGGGAUGGAUGGACCCAGGAACCAGCAGAAACCCGAACGUGGCUGUGAGGGAGUCACAGGCAGAGGAAUCAAGAAGCUUUGAAGUCACAAGAAGAGAAGGGCUCUCCAGCCACGGGCAGCCAACCUCCUGUGGGAAGAAGCUCUGCAGCCGCGGGAGCCGGUGUGUGCUCAGCAGGGAGACUGGGGAGCCCGAGUGCCAGUGCCUGGAGGCCUGCAGGCCCAGCUACGUGCCGGUGUGCGGCUCCGAUGGGGUUCUCUACGAGAACCACUGUGAGCUCCACCGUGCCGCCUGCCUGCUGGGCAAGAAGGUCAUCGUCGUCCACAGCAAGGACUGUUUCCUCAAAGGCGACACGUGCACCAUGGCCGGCUAUGCCCGCCUGAAGAAUGUCCUUCUGGCGCUCCAGACUCACCAGCAGCCACUCCACGAAGUGGAAAACAGGCAGGACCCUGCUUCCCAAAAGCGUCUCCUGGUGGAAUCUCUGUUUAAGGACUUGGAUGCCGAUAGGAACGGCCACCUCAGCAGCUCUGAACUGGCUCAGCACAUGUUGAAGGAGCAGAAUCUAGAAGGGGACUUUCUGGGGUGUACGCCAGGAGACCUCCUCCGAUUUGACGACUACAACAGCGACAGCUCCCUGAGCCUACACGAGUUCUACACAGCCUUCCAAGUGGUUCAGCUCAGCCUCGCCCCAGAGGACAGAGUCAGUGUGACUACAGUGACGGUGGGACUGAGCACAGUGCUGACCUGUGCUAUCCGUGGAGACCUGAGGCCACCAAUUGUCUGGAAGCGCAACGGGCUCACCCUAAACUUCCUGGACUUGGAAGACAUCAAUGACUUCGGAGAGGAUGACUCCCUGUACAUCACCAAGGUGACCACCAUCCACAUGGGCAAUUACACCUGCCACGCCUUGGGCCACGAGCAGCUGUUCCAGACCCACGUCCUGCAGGUGAAUGUGCCGCCUGUCAUCCGCGUCUAUCCAGAGACCCAGGCACAGGAGCCUGGAGUGGCAGCCAGCCUGAGAUGCCAUGCUGAGGGCAUUCCCAUGCCCAAAAUCACUUGGCUGAAAAAUGGCAUGGAUGUCUCAGCCCAGAUGUCUAAACAACUCUCACUUUUAGCCAAUGGGAGUGAGCUCCAUAUCGGCAGUGUUCGGUAUGAAGACACAGGUGCAUACACCUGCAUUGCCAAAAAUGAGGUGGGCGUGGAUGAAGAUAUCUCCUCACUCUUCAUUGAGGACUCAGCAAGGAAGACCUUGGCAAACAUUCUGUGGAGAGAGGAAGGACUCAGUGUGGGAAACAUGUUCUACGUCUUCUCCGAUAAUGGUAUCAUUGUCAUCCACCCCAUGGACUGUGAGAUCCAGAGGCACCUCAAACCCACAGAGAAGAUUUUCAUGAGUUAUGAAGAAAUCUGUCCCCAAGGAGAAGAAAGUGCCACCCAGUCAUGCCAGUGGGCAUCUGCGGUUAACAUCAGGAACCGGUACAUCUAUGUGGCCCAGCCAGCACUGAACAGAGUCCUUGUGGUCGACGUUCAAGCCCAGAAAGUCCUACAGUCCAUAGGUGUGGAUCCUCUGCCGGCUAAGCUGUUCUAUGACAAGUCACAUGACCAAGUGUGGGUCCUGAGCUGGGGGGACAGGCACAAGUCUCAACCAAGCCUCCAGGUGAUCACAGAAGCUAGUGCUGGCCAGGGCCAGCACCUCAUCCGAACAACCUUUGCAGGAGUGGAUGAUUUCUUCAUUCCUCCAACAAACCUCAUCAUCAACCACAUCAGGUUUGGCUUCAUCUUCAACAAAUCUGACCCUGCAGUUCACAAAGUAGACCUAGAGACACUGAUGCCCCUCAAGACCAUAAGCCUGCAAAGCCAUGGCUGUGUGCCCCAAGCCAUGGCACACACCCACCUGGGAGGCUACUUCUUCAUCCAGUGCCAACAGGACACCCCCACCUCCACCACCCCGCAGCUGCUCAUUGACAGUGUCACAGAUUCUGUUCUGGGUCUCAACAGUGACGUAACGGGGACCCCCCAUGUGUCUCCCGAUGGGCGCUUCAUUGUCAGCACCGCCGCCAACAGUCCCAGGUUUCACGUGCAGGAGGUCACAAUGAGGGGGGAGAUCCAGACCCUGUAUGACCUGAAAAUAAACCCGGGCAUCUCGGACUUGGUGUUCCAGCACUCCUUCACCGAAGGUAAUCAGUAUGACAUCUAUGCCACCCUGGAGACACAGCCCGACCUGCUGUUCCUGGAACUGUCCACAGGGAAGAUGGGCAUGCUGAAAAACUUAAAGGAACCACCCACAGGGCCAGCCUGGCCCUGGGGAGGACCUCGCAGAAUCCUGAGGGACAGCGGGCUAUUUGGACAGUACCUCCUCACGCCAGCCCAAGAGUCACUGUUCCUGAUCAAUGGUAGACAAAACACACUGCGGUGCGAGGUGUCUGGCAUAAAGCGGGGAUCCACGGUGGUGUGGGUGGGCGAGGUAUGA